This is a messenger RNA of Gossypium arboreum, 1786 nucleotides long. Its product is annotated as heptahelical transmembrane protein 4-like. The transcript has 5 exons. Gene Ontology annotation, cellular component: membrane. Gene Ontology annotation, molecular function: signaling receptor activity. Bases 323 to 1522 code for a protein of 399 amino acids. NCBI's taxonomy places the organism in Eukaryota, Viridiplantae, Streptophyta, Magnoliopsida, Malvales, Malvaceae. The record is from RefSeq and is a predicted model, not a curated record.
CCCUAUUAUUUUAGUUCAAACAAAACAACCACCUUCGGUAUUUCCGCAUCUCUUUAACGAAACUGAUUCUUUUUCCUUAACUUAGCAUUUCGCAGUAAAUACGGUUUCGUUCUUUUCUUUUUUUCCCUUUUGGUUCUCAUUACGGUUUCAUUCUUUAUCCCAUUUAUUUUUUCCUGAAACUUUGUUUGCUUGGUUAGGGACGUGAUAUUUCCCUGCUUAAGAUUUUACGAGUCCUCCGCCUGAGAAUUCUGUAUUUAUUGAAGGAUCCCUUCUGGGUUUCUCAGCUGGUGAUUCUUCAAUCUUCUAUUUUGUUUUCAGAGAUAUGUGCAGUAUGGAAGUUCCUGAAGAUAUAGAUACGACAGCUGAAUCAGUGGAGAUAUGUCUAGUGAGCCCUCCAAUGGACGGGACAGGGAAGAGAUUGUGGAAAAAGGUGAAGUAUCAACUGGUAGAGUACCACUCAUUGCCUGGAUUUUUGAGAGACAAUGAGUAUAUUUUGGGCCAUUAUAGGUCAGAAUGGCCAAUGAAGCAGAUUUUGCUUAGCAUCUUCAGAAUUCACAAUGAGACAUUGAACGUUUGGACGCAUUUGAUUGGGUUCUUCAUUUUCCUUUCCCUUACCAUAUACACUGCAAUGAAGGUUCCAAAGGUUGUCGAUCUUCAUGCUCUGCAGCAAAUUACCGAUGUAUUGAGAAAGGCUGAUUUACACAAAUUGCAAGCAGAAAUCCUGACAUGCUUACCUUCCUUACCUAAUAUACCUGAUCUACACAAACUUCGAGAGGAGUUAAAGACGAGUAUUCCUCUAAUGGAUUUGAUUCCUUCAUUCUCAAGUUGGCAUGUUAUGGAACAUCUAUAUAGUUGUUUACCUGAGCUUUCCUCUGCUGGAAAUCAUAUUGAUCCUCAUGUUCUGGAGAGUGUUAAAGAGCCGAUAACACGGUGGCCUUUUUUUGCCUUCUUGGGUGGUGCAAUGUUUUGCUUGCUAGCUAGCAGCACAUGCCACCUUUUAUCAUGCCACUCUGAACGCCUAUCGUAUAUCAUGCUCAGGCUAGACUAUGCUGGGAUUGCGGCUCUUAUAGCAACAUCCUUUUAUCCUCCUGUGUAUUACUCCUUCAUGUGUGAUCCGUUCUUCUGCAAUCUCUAUUUGGGAUCUAUAACCAUCUUGGGAAUUGCAACAAUCUUGUUUUCCUUAUUGCCAGUAUUUGAGAAGCCAGAGUUUCGCAGCACUCGAGCAUCCCUCUUCUUUGGCAUGGGCAUGUCCGGGGUAGCGCCCAUUAUUCACAAACUUAUCUUGUUCUGGCACCAGCCGGAGGCACUUUACACAACCUUGUACGAGAUUCUGAUGGGGCUUUUGUAUGGCAUGGGAGCUUUGGUGUAUGCCUUGAGGAUUCCGGAGCGGUGGAUGCCCGGAAAAUUCGACAUUGCUGGGCACAGCCACCAACUUUUUCACAUCUUGGUUGUUGCCGGUGCCAUCACUCAUUAUAAGGCCGGACUGGUUUACCUCAAAUGGCGAGAUCUAAAUGGUUGUUAAAAUAAUCGAUAUUAGGCAAAACAAUGGAAUGGAUGGAUGGCAAAGGGUAUUAUAAUCCAUUUGUAGCUAUGUAGUUAAAAUGCAUUUAAUGCGGUUGGAAUAUAUUAUAAUCCAUUUGUAGCUACGUAUAUCCUUCAUAAAUCAGUUAUCUCAAAGUCAUGAACCGUACGUACAGUUUCAACAUUAUUAUACUAUCUUGUAAAACCCUGUUCAACUUUCUUACUCCGGAAUAUAUUAUCUUGUAUGAAGAGCUUUUCAGAAUGA